UGUUUUAUCAGUUAUUAGUACUGAAUUAAUAGCAUAUGGCUGCUCUAAUCACUAAGUUAUUCUUCAUUUUUUUCUUUUUUCUAGUGUUUGUCCCUAUUUUUGCUCAUAACAAUAAACUCAUUAGCUGUGAAAGCAACUCUGUUGAAUCAGUAAACUAUGAAUGUAAUCACAAUGCGGCCGAAAAUCAGUGUAGUACUUAUGCUGUUCUUCAUACAAAUCUUUACUAUUCUUCUUUGUAUAAUCUUACAUACUACUUGGGAUUGAACAGAUUCACAGUUGCAGAAGUGAAUGGCUUUUCUCCUAAUACUGAGUAUCUUUCGAAAAAUCAGCCUCUGCUGAUUCCUGUCAGCUGCAAGUGUGUCGAAAAAAGCAGAGUUUUUCAAGCAGAACUGAUAAAAACAACUGCUGUUGGUGAGAGUUUUGAAGGGAUUGCUGAUUCUUUGGAAGGGCUAACUACUUGUAAAGCUAUUCGAGAGAAGAAUGCAGGUAUCGCGCCAUGGAAUCUGUUGGAGAAGAUCAAAAUAUCGGUGCCUGUACGAUGUGCCUGUCCUACGAGUUCUGAGAUCAGUUCAGGUAUCAGACUGUUGGUUUCGUAUUCUGUCAGUGCAGGAGAUACUUUGUCUUCCUUGGCCUUACAGUUCAAUACCACUGCUAAAGCAAUAAUCAGCGCUAAUAAGAGACUGAAAGGAGGUAAAGGUGAUUUAGUUCUCAAAGAUCAUUCACUGUCAGUUCUGAUUCCACUGAAUCAGAAACCUACUCUAGGAUCUCUUGCGAAACCAAAAGAGCCGAGUUUGGGAUUGCCAUCAAAGAUGAGUGGCAAGGCCGCCAUUGCUCGAAAGAAGAAAAAGAGAAUGAUGAAGUUAGGAGUUUCUGUUGGUGUAGUCUGCUUUGUUGUAGUUGCUAGCAUUGCGGGUUUUGCAGUAUUCUUCUUACUACAGAGGAAGAAAAAAGAGCAGCAAAACUGUCUGUCGGCAAAAAUUGUAGAUACUGAACUGCAGCAGCUGAGUUUAAGCAUACGAACAACAAGCGAAAAGAAGAUCUCUUUCGAGGGGUCUCAGAGUACUCUGGAUGGUCAAGGUGAAGCAACCCCGCGAAGCAAUAGCAAGAUGAUGUUGGAGAGUUAUACAGUCGAGGAGCUACGAAAGGCAACUGAGGAUUUUGACAGCCAUAACAUCGUUGAAGGAAAGGUAUAUCAUGGGCGAAUCAAAGGUAAGGAUUUGGCAAUAAAGUAUACCACAUUGGAAUACAUUUCCAAAGUAGAUUUAAGCCUUUUUCAAGAUGCAAUUCAUAAUCAUCCUAACAUAAUGAGGGUGUUAGGGACUUGUAUAAUGGAUGAAGAUGAUUCAUAUUUGGUAUUCGAGUAUGCCAAAAACGGGUCGUUAAAGGAUUGGAUUCAUAGUGGAUUAGCCAUGAAAAGCCAAUUUAUAGCCUCUUGUUCUUGCUUCCUAACUUGGAAGCAGAGGCUUAGGAUUUGCUUAGAUGUUGCCUUGGCAUUGCAAUAUAUGCACCAUAUAAUGCACCCGACUUAUGUCCAUCGAAACAUAAAGAGCAAAAACAUUUUCCUAGACGAAGAAUUCAACACAAAACUAGGGAAUUUCGGGAUGGAAAAAUGUGUUGAGAAUGAUACAGAAGACGUAGAGUUUUCCUCUAGAAACCCUUCGUCGUGGGACAAAGGGUACUUAGCUCCGGAGUACAUUAAGCAAGGUAUUAUUUCUCCGAGCAUUGAUGUCUAUGCUUAUGGCGUGGUUUUGUUAGAAAUGUUAUCAGGGGAAACCCCGGUAAUGAGUCCUCAAGAAGGAGAAAUUGUUAUGCUAUCCGAAAAAAUUAAGUCCAUACUCCAAUCCGAGAAUGUGGAUCAAUUAAGGGGUUGGAUAGACGCGGACUUAGGAGAGAACUACUCGUUUGAUGGUGCAAUUGCGAUGGCAACCCUAGCAAGGGCAUGCAUCGAUGAAGACCCUACGAUGAGGCCGAGUGCUGGGGAACUAGUAGAGAAAUUGUCAAGACUAAUUGAAGAGUCACCUGAAGGAGAACAAACAUGUUUAGUCAAUGAAAGUUCCUCAAAGCCUUUGGUUCAAUCAGCUGCAACCAAUAGUAGUAAUAGUGACAUCUAAUAUGGUAUACAUAACAUAUUAGAUAAAACUUAUGUUAGUAUGUAUCAUAUAUUCAUAUAUUACUAAGUUUUGGCAUAUAAUUGUAGCUGCAUAAAUUUAUAAUAUAAAGUUUUUUUUUUUUUUUUUUUUAUGUACAAAGUAACUUUAAUCUUGGGGAAAAGGGUUAUUAAAUAAAAUAAAUAAACACUCUGUUAGUCUGUUAUAUCAGUUGUUGUUACUGUAGUUUUUGUUCCCUUGAAAUGGUUAUAAUAAUAGUGUGAUAAAAUAAAGCUGUGUGCUCUCUAAAAAGUCUGGAUUUCUACUCAUUGAGGAAUUCUGAUUAACAAAAGUUAAGGUAAAUUAGUCUUCCUAGAAAUUUGUGCAUUUUGACUACUUAGUCAACAUCACUUGAAAACUGUAAUUUUUACCCCUCAGUAAAAAUAAUUUGAUGCAGAUUUUAUAGACACAAUAGAAGUAAAUUUAAUAAUUUUUGUGUUAUGUGGUCUUAUGUCUACAUAAAUGCUACUAAUUCAAACUAGGCAAUAUAUUAAUCAUAGCUUAUAGUUAGUUAGAUUCUACUCCAGCAAAAAUAAAGCAAAAAAUAAGGUUUGUUUAUGUAAUAAUUGAU
Molecule: messenger RNA, 2718 nt
Organism: Chenopodium quinoa (quinoa)
Lineage: Eukaryota; Viridiplantae; Streptophyta; Magnoliopsida; Caryophyllales; Amaranthaceae
Product: protein LYK2-like
Exons: 1
Coding region: 36-2111 (691 amino acids)
Biological process (GO): protein phosphorylation
Molecular function (GO): ATP binding; protein kinase activity
Source: RefSeq, a predicted model, not a curated record